Colletotrichum aenigma is the source of this 387-nucleotide messenger RNA. RefSeq lists its product as uncharacterized. The transcript has 2 exons. NCBI's taxonomy places the organism in Eukaryota, Fungi, Ascomycota, Sordariomycetes, Glomerellales, Glomerellaceae. The coding region runs from base 1 to 387 and encodes 128 amino acids. The record is from RefSeq and is a predicted model, not a curated record.
AUGGCGGAGAUCGCCGGCCUUGUACUCGGGGCCGUGCCUCUGCUCAUAUCUGCCUUGGAGCACUAUCGAGACAUCAUUGAUCCCGUUAUUAGAUUUAAGAAUUGGAGGGGCGAUCUUAAGAAUAACAUUCGAAGGCUAGCUGUAGAGCGCGCAACUUAUCACGAUAAUCUACGAGUCUUGUUAUCGAAAGCCGUGCGCUCCACCAAGAUGGAGGAGAUGAUCAGCGAUCCGCAGUGUGAACUUUGGACAGACGAAAACUUGACAGGUGACUUGAGGGACGAAUGGAACAGCUCUUAUGAGCCUUGCAUUGAUUUGGUUCGAGACAUUGGAGAAAACUUGGAGACAAUUGCAGCAAGUCUUAAUAUCGAAGGGUCGGACCAGGCCUGA